CCUACUAAUCUAGUCGUAUAGCAAUACCACUUCUGCACCCAAUGUCACCUUACAUAGUCGGCGUGCGUCGGUCCGUCGGUACCGCAGCGGGGAGCCCAUUCGUGCCGCAAUGAUACUCGACUUGAAAUGGGCGCGAGGAGGGCGCGUCUAUCAAUAUUUAGCGAUGCUGACAGGUACUUUAUGCAUCGUAUCCAGCGGAAUGCACUACGGAUGGUCCUCCCCUUCGCUGCCCCAGCUGCAGCACCCUAACUCGACGCUCCCGGUGACGAACGAGGAGGGCUCCUGGUUGGCGGUGAUGCCGCUGUUCGGUGCGUCCAUCGGUUCUCUCUUCAGCAUCGUGACGCUAGACCGCAUCGGUCGAAAGAAAGCGAUUCUGCUCUGCGGCAUCCCGUCCUUCGCCGCCUGGAUCAUGGUCGCCACGGCGGACACGGUCACCACGCUGAUGUUCGCGAGGAUCGUCGCCGGAUUCGGCGACGGCCUCUCCUUCUGCGCGAUCCCGAUGUACCUCAACGAAAUCGCCGAUCCCGAGGUGCGCGGGUUUCUCGGGUCGAGCUGCGCGACCGCGCUAAUUUUGGGGAUGCUGCUGAUCAGCGUCGUCGGCUCGUACGCGAGCAUAACCUGCGCCGCGCUGGUGUGCUCGGUGGCGCCACUGCUGCUCCUGGUGACCUUCCCGUGGAUGCCCGAAAGUCCCUACUACCUGAUCAUGCGAGGACGCGAGGCGGAUGCGGCGAGAAGCUUGAGGAUCUUCAGAGGCACCUUCGAUGUCGACGACGAACUGAGACGACUCUCCGCCGCAAUCAAAAUUCAGAAUUUGGACACCGGGAAAUUUCUCGACCUCUUCACCGUGAAGGGCAGUCGAAGGGCCGGGAUAAUUGCGAUGGGAAUGCAGACCAUUCAACAGUGCAGCGGCAUGAUGGCGAUUGCGUUCUAUGCGCACACCAUUUUUGAGAGCGCCGGGAGCGCUUUCUCGCCGGUCACGGCCGCCAUCAUUUACUUCACGCUCCAGGUGGUGUUUUCCGUUGUAUCCUCCAUGAUCAUGGAUCGAACCGGAAGGAGACCACUGUUGGUCAUUUCCAUAGUCGGCGCGGGACUGUCUCUGUUCGUCGAAGGCCUCUACUUCUACCUCAAGUGCGAUUACCCCUACGUACCCGUCCUGGCGUUAAUUGCGUUCGUCGUUCACUUCAGCCUGGGACUCCAGACGAUACCGACGUUACUCCUGGGCGAGCUCUUCUCCACGAACGUGAAGGCGUUCGCGCUGAGCCUCUCCGAUGUUCAUUUCAACCUCGUCGCCAUUCUCGUCUCCAAGUUCUUCCAGGCGGUCAAGGAUAGCUACGGAAUGCACAUUCCAUUUUUCGCGUUCAGCGCGUCGUGCGUCGCCGGGCUCGUCUUCGUUUUGCGCUACGUGCCGGAAACGAAGGGCAAGACUUUGGAGGAGAUCCAGGACGAGCUGCGCGGAAGAGCUCGAGCUGACGAUAGCAGGCAGGUUGAAACUUUGCGGAAGAUCGUCGCCGAAACAAUUGAUAUAUGCAAUAACGUACAAAAAUAAAAAGCGCCACAACCUA
This is a messenger RNA of Photinus pyralis (common eastern firefly), 1562 nucleotides long. Its product is annotated as facilitated trehalose transporter Tret1-like. Lineage: Eukaryota; Metazoa; Arthropoda; Insecta; Coleoptera; Lampyridae. Gene Ontology annotation, molecular function: transmembrane transporter activity. Bases 110 to 1546 code for a protein of 478 amino acids. The record is from RefSeq and is a predicted model, not a curated record. The transcript has 2 exons. Gene Ontology annotation, cellular component: membrane. Gene Ontology annotation, biological process: transmembrane transport.